Cladophialophora bantiana CBS 173.52 is the source of this 1515-nucleotide messenger RNA. RefSeq lists its product as uncharacterized. The coding region runs from base 1 to 1515 and encodes 504 amino acids. The record is from RefSeq and is a predicted model, not a curated record. The transcript is spliced from 7 exons. NCBI's taxonomy places the organism in Eukaryota, Fungi, Ascomycota, Eurotiomycetes, Chaetothyriales, Herpotrichiellaceae. Gene Ontology annotation, molecular function: heme binding; oxidoreductase activity, acting on paired donors, with incorporation or reduction of molecular oxygen; iron ion binding.
AUGGCAGGGAUCUGUUGGACUUACCGCAACAAGGGUUUCUGGACAUCAACCUCCGCCAACGCGAAAUGGAUUGGUGGUCCAACGGGGAAGCCUUUCACAGGAAAUCUUCAGGAGCUCAGAACAAAUGGCGCCGCCAGCUGCGAGGCAUGGUACUCCCUGUACAAGCAGUACGGACCUGCAUACGAGAUGACGAUUCCAUUCUUUCGCAUGCAUAUUAUCAAUCACCCAACCUAUCUCGAGCACAUCCAGAAGCAUAACAGCAAGAACUACAUACGUGGCAGGUUCGCUCGUAAUAUGUUUGGACCGCUUCAUAGAGGCGGCAUUUUCGUCGCAGACGGCGUGGAAUGGCAAACGCAACGUAAAGCAGCUUCCCGUGCAUUCAGCAAGCGCAACUUCGAGACUCAUAUUACGCAAUCCGUUCAUUAUUGGCUGGAUAUUCUCCUGCGGCUUCUCUCCAACUUGGCUAAGGAGCAGAAAGAGUUUAACUUCCAGGAAGUGAUGGGCCGUCUUAUGUUCUGCCUCUUCCUUCGAAUUGCCUUCCAUGAGGAUAGGCUCGCUUUAGAUAUUAUGUCUGAUGAUCCUAAGUGCCUGGAAUCAAAACCGGAUUACGUCGAGGCCUUCGAUCAAGCUACUCAUUUAUUUGACCGAAGGAGACGCGAUCCUCUAUGGAGGAUAACCGAGAAGCUCUCUGGCGAAGAUACUAUCUCGAAGAGAGCCGUGGAUCUCUUUUAUAGACAGAUUGAUUAUCUUAUCGAGAAGCGUCUCGAUGCGAUGAAGAAUGGUUAUAAACCUAAUCCAGACGCUGGCGUUGACCUUCUUGACCUAUUUUUGCAGUCGACAACUGACAAAUACACUCUCGGUGGAAUGGUGUUCUCUUUUCUCUCAGCUGGCCGUGACACAACGACAUACAAUACAUCAUGGUUUGUCAAGGAGAUUCACCAUAAACAAAACCAACAUCUAAAUGCUUUGAACAAGAUUCGGGCUGAGGUCGAGGACCUUGGCUUCACAAGUGGUUACCUUAACUACACAGAUGCGCCGAGGUUACGAUUUACGAAUGCCAUGUGGGACGAGUGCACUCGACUUAACACGGUGUCUCCGGCCGGUCAGUUGGAGGCGGCUGAGGACGAUAUUCUCCCUGCGGUGCCAGAGCUAAAUAUGCCUCCUCGUCGGAUCAAGAAAGGCGAUGUUGUUAGCUAUCAGAACUAUGUUAUGGCUCGCAUGCCGGAAAUCUGGGGAGAGGACGCCGCGGUCUUCAACCCACACCGAUGGCUCAAGGAGAAUGGGGAAAGCAUCUCCUACAGUCCAUUUAAAUAUCACGCUUGGAAUGCCGGGCCGCGCAGCUGUCUCGGACGUCCACUCGCCACGUACGAGGGCAUCACCAUUACAGUUGCGAUCCUCCAGCGCUUCGAUAUCAUUCUAUCAGACGAUAGCAGGAUAUAUAAGCCACUUGCUGCCUUGAACAUGGGUAUUCAAGGCGGUCUUCCCAUGCGAGUGAGAGAAAGAAAGAACUCUUGA